CUGACAUUUUCUGUCAAUUGAACUACUUUCAAUUUUCAUUUUCAGAAGGUAUUUUGUCAUUUUGUAGUUGCAUAACAGGUAAAAUAAAUAUUAUAUAGAAAUAUAUAGUUAAUUGGUGUAUCUAAUUCCGGAGAAUAUAUCUACAAUGCAGGCAUCAAGACUGUUAUCAAACCAAGUGAUCAGACAAUGCACCAGGAGGAAGGUUCAUUAUGACCAGGCGCCUGUCCAGCAGAGCACCUACAACGACCUUCCGCAGCCGCGGGGCUCCUGGAAGACGCAUUACGACGCGAACCAGCGCAAGUACAAUGCCCACCUUGCUCUUGGUGUGGGGGUUUUCAUAGGUUCAAUCCUCUUUGGCAAAUCAGUUGGGUAUUUGGAGUUCUACAAUGACAUUCCAGCUCGUCCAGCUGAUAUUGAAUCAUACAGAUAAAUUAUUCAGUUUUGUAUUGUGAUUAUUUAGUGCAUAUAUUAUAGGAAAUACACUGAUGUAUUAUAUUUAUGGAUUUACCUACCCAUUU
Molecule: messenger RNA, 518 nt
Organism: Phaedon cochleariae (mustard beetle)
Lineage: Eukaryota; Metazoa; Arthropoda; Insecta; Coleoptera; Chrysomelidae
Source: the annotation of a GenBank genome assembly